Molecule: messenger RNA, 3606 nt
Organism: Haliotis rufescens (red abalone)
Lineage: Eukaryota; Metazoa; Mollusca; Gastropoda; Lepetellida; Haliotidae
Product: transient receptor potential cation channel subfamily A member 1 homolog
Exons: 24
Coding region: 1-3606 (1201 amino acids)
Biological process (GO): transmembrane transport; monoatomic ion transport
Cellular component (GO): membrane
Molecular function (GO): monoatomic ion channel activity; protein binding
Source: RefSeq, a predicted model, not a curated record
AUGUCUGACUCACUUGCUCUUGGUCAAUUUAGACGAUUGUCAGAUAGUUCUGCCGACAAGGCUGUGAUGGAAAUGGCGAACCUGACCCCCAAAACAGGCGAUGUCCCUGGAUCAACCGUCCCAUCCUCGGGUAUGAAGCGCGCCGACAGUUCAGAGGCACUUAAUCUUACCCUGCACCAAUGUGCCAGAUAUGGAGACGAGUCUAACAUGCAGACUGCUCUGCAGGGCAUCAGUGGCCUCCUCAAGAAGAAAGUGAAUGCACUGGACCACAAAUUCCUGACUCCCCUGCACUACGCAAUUCGCUACAACCACUUCAGUGUGGUCAAGCUGCUGGUGGACGCUGGUGCAGACCCCAACAUGAGAGGUAACGAAGACAUCACCCCCCUCCACACCGCAGCCCAAUACCACAAGGGAAAGAUCAAGAGGAAGGAGACGAACAGCUCUGAAGAAGGGGAGUCAGGUGAAGGAAAUAUUACAGCCACUGGCCUCCUUCAAUCCGUGAAUAACUCUGGAGACAGCUGUGUAUCGUUCCUGAUCAAGAAUGGUGCCAAAGUCGAUGUCAGGGACAUCUAUGGACAGACACCUCUACAUCUUGCUGCCAUGAGCGGGAAUGAAAUUGCUGUCAGAUAUCUGCUGAGCCUUGCAGGAAAUCAAGUUCAUGCUGAAGACAAGCAGCUUUUCACAGCCCUCCACGUGGCAGCCAUACACAGCCAGGAGGGCGUGGCAGUCAUGUUGAUCGAGGCGGGUGCCAACCUGCGAUGCAUAGACAUGAAGAUGUCCACACCGCUGCAUCAUGCGUGUUCAACGGGAAACGUCUCCUUUGCGCAGAUGUUGUUUGAUGUUGGAGCGCGUGAUGCGGGUGGCUGGGUGACGCUUACAAGUAUGGUGACAGAUACAGACGUGGAAAUGAACACGUGCCUCCAUCUGGCGGUAGACAACGGACAUUAUGAUGUGGCCAAACUCUGCUUAAAGAAAGGUGCUUAUGUGAAUAAACCCCGGAAACACGACAUUCAUCCUCUCCAUCUGGCCGCCAUGUCAGGAGACAUCCGGAAUGUCAAGCUGCUGGUGGAACACAAGGCCCGUAUUGAUGUGUUGAAUUACGAACAGGCAACUCCAUUACACAAAGCAGUUGUGUUCAGUCGUCUGGAUGUUGUGAAGUAUCUUGUUGAUCACGGUGCAAAGAUUAAUCGACGUGACAAAGACAACUACACCCCCCUUCUGCUGGCUGUGAAAUACGGUCACGUCGAGACUGUGGAGCUCUUGUUACAGAAAGGUGCAGAUUACACUGCUGUCGACAAGAACGACAAAACCGUCAUCUUCCUGGCAGCGGAAGAAAACAAAGCUCCAGUGCUGAGGAAACUGUUGUCUUACCCAAACGUGAAGCGGAUGAUCCAUGGAAAUGAAAGCUAUGUCACCAAUCCUGUGCAUGUUGCAGCUCAGGAAGGUUACAGCGAGAUCCUAGUGACAUUACUUGAGAAUGGAGCUCUUCUCGGCAGCAGGAAUGAAGACCAACAGACACCAUUACACCUCGCUGCCAAGUGUGGCAGGAUAAGCAUUGUGAGAGAGUUGGUGAAGCGUGACAAGUCGUCAGUCAAUGACAGGGAUGCGAUCUCCAACACUCCCCUACAUCUGGCAGCCAUGCAGGGGCAUGACAAGGCAGUGACACUACUCCUGGAGUUAGGAGCAGAUGUUACCAUGAAGAGACUUUAUGAUGAGUCGACCCCCCUGCAUCUGGCAGCAUCCAAAGGAUGUUUGAAGGCAUGCCGAAUCCUACUGGAACAUGAUGCACCCAUUCACAACAUAGAUAUGAAUAAGACCACUCCACUUCAUCUUGCAAGUCGCAAUGGUCACGCCGCGGUAGUAAGCCUCCUCCUUAAAUGGGGUGCAAAUGUCACGUUGCCGGACUCCGAGGGUCUAAACAGUCUUAGUAUCGCCAUUGAAAACCACAACAAUGAUGUUGCCAUGGUGAUUAUCAACUCUGAAGUUUGGAAGGAUGCGUUGCGACACUCAUCACUGAACCUGAACACAGGACAUCUAGACACACCGAUGAGGAAGCUCAUCAGGAAGAUGCCAGAUGUGGCAAAGCGAGUGUUUGAUCGCUGCCUGAGCUAUGGAGCUCAGAAGAACCCAGAGCGACCCGGCUAUGAAAUCACGUUCAACUAUGAGUUCCUGGAUGAUGUAUAUGCAAAUUGGCUGGCCUCAAAACCAGAGACCUCAAGUGAAACUGGAUCAAAUUCAGAUUAUGGGACGUUUGAUGAAUUCGGAAGGUUACUGACAAAUGUCAAGCCGUACACGUCAGACUCCAACAAACUCAAGAUGAACCACCCCCUCAUGAUAAUGGUGACUUUGAGUCGAAAGGGCCUGCUGGCUCAUCCUCUCGUCGUGUCCGUGUUGAAUCACAAGUGGAACACAUUCGGCAGUGUCUUGUACUACCUCUCCUUUCUCUUCUACCUGGUGUUCCUGACGUUCCUUACGGUAUACAUCGUGUUGACCCGACCACCAUAUAACUUUAAUAACACUGAUGCCGCUGCCAUUUCCUCGGGAUCAUGUGACCAGCUGACUACAGUCUAUCCACAACUUUUAAUUGCUGUCAGAGCUAAAAAUGUCAUCAUGGUAUUAGCUGUCUUACACUUGUUGAAAGAGCUGCUACAAAUCUAUCAAGCCAAGCUGUCGUACUUCAGCUGGACGAAUCUGAUUGAGUGGAUUACUUAUGUCUCAGCUCUACUCCUCGUUAUUGACUUCAAUGACUGUCAGAAGGAAACAGGCUUCAGAUUGGACUGGCAGUGGUCCUUGGGGGCUGUGUCUGUGUUCCUGGCGUGGAUGGUGCUGGCGCUGUUCAUGCAGAAGUACCCCAUGUUUGGUAUCUUCAUCGUCAUGUUUACAGAGGUCUUCGUCACCGUCAUUCAGGUCUUCGUCGUCUUCUUCCUCUUCAUCGUCGCCUUCUCACUCGGCUUCUACACCUUGUUCCAGAAUCAGAUUGCGUUCCAAAAUGUCCCGAGUGCAAUGAUCAAAACAGGAGUCAUGAUGAUGGGCGAGAUUGAUUUUAAUUCCAUAUUCAAUGAGCAAUGGAAGGCAACAUCAGUUGAGGCAGCAGACAAAAGUGAUCGAGUCUUCUUUCCUGAAGCUUCCUAUCUUCUCUUCGUUAUCUUCCUCAUCCUCAUGUCAAUCAUCGCCAUGAACUUGCUCGUUGGUUUAGCUGUAGAUGAUAUCCAGUCUGUGCAGGGUCAGGCUGCCCUCAAAAUAAUGGCUAUGCAGGUUGACUUGGCAUUGGACGUAGAAAAAUCCCUGCCCGACUUCAUUAGGCGGAAGACGUACAUCCGAUGCAGAACGUUGACACCAAACAAGUGGCUUGGUAACCCAUUUCGGAGGCUGUUGAACUACCAGCAUUCCAGGUCUGCUCAGGCCAUUCAGAAGGCUCUCAAUCCAGAGCUGAAUGAGGUUCAGAAGGGCCAGGAAAGAAUACAAGGGGACAUAACGAACAUAAAGAUAGUCGUGAAGGAACUCCAAGAACAGAUGUCCCAGAUUGAGAGCAUGUUGCGAGUCAGUGCAACACUGUCCAAACACACCAACAGGCAGGACGAGGACCAAGAGGAGCAGCAGACUUAG